Messenger RNA from Capsella rubella, 1693 nucleotides. RefSeq lists its product as uncharacterized. The record is from RefSeq and is a predicted model, not a curated record. NCBI's taxonomy places the organism in Eukaryota, Viridiplantae, Streptophyta, Magnoliopsida, Brassicales, Brassicaceae. The transcript has a single exon. The coding region runs from base 236 to 1399 and encodes 387 amino acids.
ACUAAAGUGAGGAGACAAAUAUUCUAACCAAAAAAAAAACUUAGAAACAAAAAUAAAAAUAGCGUCACACCUACUCUUUCGUUCUACACCUUUAAGCUGUCUUCAUACUCCUUUACACUUCUCUCUAUCAUUUCUUCUUCUUUACACCUCUCACCUCCAAUGGUGUAAUCUUCUUCUUCUUCUUCUUCUCUCUCUCUCUCUCUAGUCUCAUCCUCUAUACCUCAAAGUCUUGUCAAUGGCGGCGCGAAAACUAGGUUCGUUGUUACGUCAAUACUUUUUAUCACUAUGUUUCCUCUUCCUCGGUUGCUUCUUCUUCCCUAAAGGAGGAGACUGUAAACAAAAGAGGAGGAAGAAGAAGCUCAGAAUAGUUUCUUCUUCUGGUUCUUCAGCUCUUUCAUCUUCUUGGACUUACUUAAAACGGGUUUUCUUAUCCACGACAAGGAUAUCUAAAUCCCGUAACCAAACACACCCUAACGGUACGUUAACGUCCGCAAGAUCAUCACAGAACUCUCUCGUCACUCUCGUCCAACCCGAUUCAUUUCCAACGAACCAACCCGACCCGGAUACCCGUAUCCAACAACAACAACAACAAACCGAGUUCGAGAUCUCGUAUUCCGGCGAUAACAUCAACAACAAUCCUCUGUUUCUCCUCCCUCUGCGUAACGAGAUUUUCCCUUGUAACUCGUGUGGCGAGAUUUUCCAGAGGAUCAACCUCCUCGAGAGCCAUAUCGCGAUCAAACACGCCGUCUCGGAGCUAAUCGCCGGCGAAUCGAGCACGAACAUCGUCGAGAUUAUAUUCAAAUCAGGCUGGCCGGAACAAGUUAAUCGCAAAUCUCCGGAGAUCAUCCGGAUUUUAAAAAUCCACAACAGCCAGAAGAUUCUCACCAGAUUCGAGGAGUAUCGCGAGUUCGUCAAAUCGAAAGCGGCUCGAUCACGGUGGGAAGACGAACGCUGCGUCGCCGACGGGAACGAGCUUUUGCGAUUCUACUGCUCGACGUUCAUGUGCGAUCUAGGUCAAAACGGUAAAUCGAAUCUAUGCGGUCAUCAGUACUGUAGCAUAUGCGGGAUCAUCGGAUCUGGAUUCUCGCCGAAGCUAGACGGGAUCGCGACGUUAGCGACGGGGUGGAGAGGACACGUGGCGGUGCCGGAGGAGGUUGAAGAAGAGUUUGGGUUUAUGAACGUGAAACGGGCCAUGUUGGUUUGUCGGGUGGUAGCGGGUCGGGUCGGGUGUGAUUUGAUGGAUGACGUGGACAAGAGUGAAGGUGGAGGGUAUGAUUCUCUGGUUGGGCAGAGUGGGAACAAGAGUGGUGCGCUUCUCAGAAUCGACGAUGAUGAGCUGUUGGUUUUUAAUCCAAGGGCUGUGCUUCCUUGUUUCGUUAUAGUGUAUAAUACUGUGUAACCGGUUUUGUGAUCGUCUGUGUUGUGUUUAUAUUUUUGUUUACUCGUGUUUUGGAUUAAGGUAAUGUGGUUUAGAAGUAUUAUAAUUGUGAAGUGUGAAGAACGAACACUUUUAGGUUUUUUUUUGUGAGGUAAAAUGGUAAAAUCUUUGUGGUAUAUUUUAAGAAGUUUUGUGAGCAAAGAGAUUCAACAGUUGAAACAUUAAGUCCUACUACGUAGUUUAUGUUUAGUCGAAUACAAUGUAUGUUGGUUGAAAAGUUUUAUUUUGUGUAAUACGAUUUAUAUGUUGAUUAAA